Messenger RNA from Ostreococcus tauri, 1542 nucleotides. Its product is annotated as WASH1. Gene Ontology annotation, biological process: endocytic recycling; exocytosis; retrograde transport, endosome to Golgi. Bases 1 to 1542 code for a protein of 513 amino acids. Gene Ontology annotation, cellular component: WASH complex; recycling endosome; early endosome. The transcript has a single exon. The record is from RefSeq and is a predicted model, not a curated record. Gene Ontology annotation, molecular function: alpha-tubulin binding; gamma-tubulin binding; actin binding. Lineage: Eukaryota; Viridiplantae; Chlorophyta; Mamiellophyceae; Mamiellales; Bathycoccaceae.
AUGCUCGAUAGAAUAUGCGACGUCCAGCUCAUCACCCCCGGUCUGGACCCGGACGAGACGCGCGUGAGAGCGAUCGAGCUCGCCCACGCGUUGGAUGCGAUCACGCUCAAAGUGAACGCAUCGAUUGAAUCCCGCGUCGACGCGCACGUCGCGCGCGUGGAUCGCCUGCGGCGUCGCACGCAGACGCUCGAACGUCGCGUCGAAGCGGUGCGCGCGUCGCGACGGGCGCAAGCGGUGACGCACAGUGGGAAGUACCCGGAGGACGCGGAGGCGCGCGCGGUCGGUUGCAUGGCGAAUGCGCGGGCGACGACGCGUCUGACGGCGCAUUUGGAGUUAUUAAAGGAUGACGUGGAGGCGAUCGAGCGGAAGAGCGAGCGUGAGAUGAUGCUGAUCGAACGGCAGGUGGUGCACAGGGAGCGCGUGGGAAAGGCGCACUGGGAGCGGGAGCGGAAGCUCGCGCUCGCGAGCGGGACGUACGCGAGCGGACGAGACGGAUUAGGAACGCUGCCGGAGUGUUUAGAGAGCCUGAAUGAGGCGUUGAUGUUUAACUCGAGCGUGAAUCCGUACGUGGAGUACGAUUUGAUGGAUAAUCUCGUGCACGGGGAUGAGGGUGAGGGAGAGGAUGCGGGCGCGAGCGGCGACGUGGAGAAGGCGACUGAUGAGUACGAGGACGAUUGGAAAAAUUUAGCCGAGGCACCGAAAUCUAUGACGGACGGGCUGUACGAUUCCGUGAGCGCGACGCAGUUUGGAUUCAGACCAACGAUGAGCGCCAUGCCGGAGGUAAACUUCCCGACGAACCUGAGCGCACUGCGGAACGUGGCGGAUAUAAGUUGGUCGGGGGUGACGAAAAAUGUGGAAUCCAUCGCGCCGUCGUCGACGGCGACGCCGCUUCCAGACGUCAUCAUCACGCAGCCCACCGGGCGCCCGAGCGCGUCUGCGCUUCCUCCUCCUCCUCCUCCUCCUCCUCCUCCACCGCCACUGCCACUGUCGUCACCGCCGCCACCACCGCCCCCGCCGCCCGGGGACGCGCCUUCCGCGGGUCCUCCCCAGCAACUCCCGACUGGCGCAAACGUCAACGACUCGGGAAGGAGCGCUCUCAUGGCGGCUAUUCGAAACCCGAACAACAAGUCCCGGCUCCGCAAGAGAAAUACUGGCGCGAUUGAUGCGGGCGAAGUCGCGGCGUCGGCGCCGACUCAACCGGCCAGCAAUCGCGAGGAUGACUUGCGAGGCGCCCUCAUGGAUGCCAUUCGCUCGAAACCGAUGUUGAAACCAUCGAGCACCCGUGAAGCCCCGUCACGCGCGAGCGAGCCCACGAACGCCCAGGCUGCGCCACCGCGACAGAUGUCGAUGAUGGAAGAGUUGGCGAACAGCAUAGGGCGCCGAAGAGCGGCGAUUGUGGCUUCGGGCGACCACGACAUUCGGGAGAAAAUUACCACUCCAACGAAACGCGCCGAUAAUGUGCUCGGCUUUGACGCCUUUAGCAAGUCGAAGGGUCAGACCGACCAAGGGAGUGAGGACGGUGAAAGCGAUUGGGACGACUAG